AUGAAUAGAGAAGAUCAAUUAAUUCAAGAAAUAAAGAAUUUAAACAAAACAAUUGAAGAUCAAAAGAUCAAGAUAAGUGAGGUGAAUAUAAAUCAGUUACAAAAAAAUGAAGAGAUUAAUGAUUUAAAUGCUAAAUUAAAUUUACUAAUGCGUGAAAACAUCGAACUAAAAAAAUUCAAAAGUUUAUCUGAAAAUAAACUUCAAUCACAGAAACGGAGAUUUGAAGUUGAAUUAAGAAAAAAAGAUGUGUUUAUUCAUGAAUUUAAAUCAGGAUCGACACAAGAUAAAAAACAAAUGCUUAAUGAUCAUCUAAAUUAUUAUAAAACUCAAAAUAGUAUUUUAAUGAGAUUUGUUGAUCUGUUAAGUAAACAAGUGAAUAUAGAUUGUGACAUAUUGAAAGGGUUGUGUUCAAUUUGUGAAUCAGUUAACGAUCCUUUUCUUGAAAAUUUUAUAAAUAAAAUUGUAGUAACUCUGUUUCUACAAAGGAUUCGUUUUAAAAAAAAAAUUUUUUAA
Molecule: messenger RNA, 513 nt
Organism: Hepatospora eriocheir
Lineage: Eukaryota; Fungi; Microsporidia; Hepatosporidae
Source: the annotation of a GenBank genome assembly